This is a messenger RNA of Funneliformis mosseae, 208 nucleotides long. Lineage: Eukaryota; Fungi; Glomeromycota; Glomeromycetes; Glomerales; Glomeraceae. The record is from the annotation of a GenBank genome assembly.
UAUUUCUACUUCAACAUUUCCAAAAAGUAUUUAUCACACAAGGUCAAAGCCAUAUUGUUGAACAAAGGUACUAUCCUCUUUACAAACUAGUUGCUCUUGAUGCUAUUGUUAAUGUUAAAUACUUACCAACUGGAUUUAAUACAACACAUCUGCCUUCACCAAAUAAUUGUGACUUAUGCAAUAAACCACUUAUUGCAAAUAAUCAUAU